AUGGCAUCCAACAAGAAAGUAGUGGUGCUCGGUGUCUUCGCCCUGGCCUUGCUCCUGGUGGCCCAUUGCGCGGAGGCGCACGUGUGCACGAUAAGGAACAGGUAUUACCACGGUCCGUGCAUGAGCAACAAGAAUUGCGCGGACUCGUGCAUCCAUAAUGACAUGGGCAGCGGUGGGUACUGCUCCUCCGCCUGGAAGCGUGGCCCCUUUGGAAGAAUAUGCAAAUGUACCUUUGAAUGUGGGGGAGAAACGACGCCAGCACCAGCGCUAGCAGGGGACGAGCCGCCACUGUACACGGCUGGGGCGGAAGUAUCCAAUUGA
This is a messenger RNA of Miscanthus lutarioriparius, 321 nucleotides long. NCBI's taxonomy places the organism in Eukaryota, Viridiplantae, Streptophyta, Magnoliopsida, Poales, Poaceae. The record is from the annotation of a GenBank genome assembly.